Messenger RNA from Brassica oleracea var. oleracea, 971 nucleotides. Its product is annotated as carbonyl reductase [NADPH] 2. NCBI's taxonomy places the organism in Eukaryota, Viridiplantae, Streptophyta, Magnoliopsida, Brassicales, Brassicaceae. Bases 71 to 862 code for a protein of 263 amino acids. The transcript has 3 exons. The record is from RefSeq and is a predicted model, not a curated record.
AUGUUAUAUUAAUAAAGCCAGUCCAUACCCUGUUCCUCCAUCGAUCAGAAGAAGUAAUACUCUGAAUCUAAUGGCGAAGAAGGUGUUGAUGACAGCCAACGGCGACGAGGUUUCCCGGAACAUCGCUAUCGAACUAGCCAAACACGGUUGUCGGUUGGUUUUGAUGGGAAACGAGGCUUCUCUAAGGAGCACUGUGGACUACAUACGAGUCUCUGUUGAUGGAGCCUUCCCAGUGGAGCUCAUUGGAGCCGACAUGGAAGCUGAUAGUGAGGAAGCUUUCUAUGUUGCUGUCCAAAAGGCAUGGACUCGUCUAGGAUCUUUGGAUGCUUUUGUCAACUGCUGUACCUACCAAGGGAAGAUGCAGGACAUUCUCCGAGUGUCUGAAGAUGAGUUCAAGAAAAUCACAAAGAUCAAUCUCACGGCUACAUGGUUUAUCUUGAAGGCUGUGGCAAGCAUGAUGAAGGAGAAUGGAACAGGAGGCUCCAUUGUCCUUUUGGCUACAAUAGCUAGUGGUGAGAGAGGGCUUUACCCUGGAGCUGAUGCCUAUGCCACAGUCGCUGCUGGAAUUCACCAGCUGGUUCGGGCAUCAGCCAUGAGUCUAGGGAAGCACAAGAUAAGGGUGAACAUGAUCUCGAGAGGUCUGCAUCUUGGCGAUGAAUAUCCAGUUUCAGUGGGGAUAGAUCGAGCGCAGAAACUGGUGAAGGACGCUGCUCCUCUUGGCCAGUGGCUGAACCCGGAGACAGAUAUCUACUCGACUGUGAUUUACUUGAUCAGCGAUGGUUCACGUUUCAUGACAGGUACCACUGUGAUGGUGGAUGGAGCACAGUCUCUUAUGAGGCCACGUCUCAAAUCCUACAUGUGAUUUGGUUUAUAUAAAGCUGCUUAUAAUUGUAUUAUUACUUUCUUGAAAAUUGAAUGGAUCAAAGCUUGAAUAAGUACAAUGGUUUUAAUAAAAAGAUGCUUUUGACUGA